AUGGAUGGAGACAUAGUCAUUGCCUCUUUGAUGCCCUCUGGGAACAUACUAAAUUCUAGCAUGACCCUGGAACAAAAAACAACAUUUUCCUUUGUGAUUUUCCUAUUUAUUUUCUUGAGAAUCCUGAUUUUUGCUUCUUGAAUUCUCCUUGACCCGUACCAGAGUAUGCCAACCACAGCCUGGGCAGUUGGACUUGAUGGUCUGGAGACAGGACAGUUUGACUAUGCUCUUGCCUGGAGACUGAGAAUUAUGGAGGCUUAUUUAGCACUCUGA
Messenger RNA from Lepidothrix coronata (blue-crowned manakin), 273 nucleotides. RefSeq names its product cortexin 3 (gene CTXN3). NCBI's taxonomy places the organism in Eukaryota, Metazoa, Chordata, Aves, Passeriformes, Pipridae. The record is from RefSeq and is a predicted model, not a curated record.